This is a messenger RNA of Salvelinus fontinalis (brook trout), 4855 nucleotides long. RefSeq names its product prolyl 4-hydroxylase, transmembrane b (gene p4htmb). The record is from RefSeq and is a predicted model, not a curated record. Gene Ontology annotation, biological process: peptidyl-proline hydroxylation to 4-hydroxy-L-proline. NCBI's taxonomy places the organism in Eukaryota, Metazoa, Chordata, Actinopteri, Salmoniformes, Salmonidae. Bases 804 to 2354 code for a protein of 516 amino acids. Gene Ontology annotation, molecular function: iron ion binding; L-ascorbic acid binding; procollagen-proline 4-dioxygenase activity. The transcript is spliced from 9 exons. Gene Ontology annotation, cellular component: endoplasmic reticulum.
UAAUGCAACUCCGCGGAUGGUCAGUACCACUCUGCUAGCGCGUUGUGGAACACAACGUUCAUUAUUUUCCAUUCAAGGAAUUAUCCGUUACAUACUGUAUAUUUUGAAUGAGUUAACCACCUUGCAAUGUUUUGAAAUGCGGGCUUUUAUUUUUAAGGUUUCGCAUUACCAUAGAGAGGUGACAUUAUCGUUAGUGCUGCUAGCAAAAUAGUAGUGUACAGUAGUUGUCAGGGGAAUGGCGUGUUGUCCGUCUCAAAACAAACGCCACGAAUAUAUUUGUGGCAGAAAUGAGAGGUCGGACGCAUAUUUUUAUUUUUUUUCAAUGUUAAUAUAUGAUCACUGCACCAAAAACCUUCGAAUGUGUAAAUCGCACACCUUUUGAUAUGGCUCUUCUCCCUCUAUUUUUGGAGGUACGCAGCACGGACUGCUGAAACCGCAACGUGAACAAGAGACGUUGGAUGCAGUCUCCUGUAAGUGUGAUAUGUGUAGCUAGCUAACGUUACUGUGAAUUUAACCAAAGUACCGCUAAGCUUCACGUUUCGUCGCUUAUUGAUUUAUUUUACAGAAAAUAAUAACAUUAACUAGCUAGUUGACAUGUACUGUAACGGAGAAUGUGGGUUGUAUCACUAUGCUAUGAUAAUGAUUGAGUCUGGGCAGUAUGGAUUGUGCACUCAUGCGGUAACUUUUAUGACUUAACGUAGCCUACCAGAAAGAACUGACUGCAUUAUUUAACACGUCAAUUGACGUCUUUCUCGGUACCAGGGUCAAAAAGGUACUCAGAACAACAAACCAGCGAUAAGCUUAUGGUCCAUCAUCAUAUCAGGUCAAAGAUGAUUGAACCACAGGACCGCGACAGUGAUGAACAUGAUGAAGCCGUUCCAUUACCAACCCUACCCCCUAUGCCACGAGAGCGGGUCACGUUGCAGAAGAGCAACGUGUGCUCCCGCUCUUACUUCAUGGUGGUGAUGGUCUUUUUUCAUGUAUACAUCAUCAAUGUCAUUGCGCUACUCCUCUACGUGCACUACAACAACAGCCCUGGAGAGGUACUGGCCACCCCGAACAGGGACGAGGCAAGCGGUGGAAGCAAUCAUCACAAGCCCCCCGAGUUCAAACAGCAACAGUCAGAUUCUUUCUUUCAGCAGGACAUGUACCUUCCACGCCUAGAGGGCAUACGGGUGGGCCAUGUCCAGAAGUUGUCACUGGUGCCAGGCAAUGUGCAUGAGAUGCGGACCCUGAGUCUGAAGCCCCUGCUGUUUGAGAUCCCAGGGUUCCUGUCUGAAGAGGAGUGUCGUGUGGUGGUGCAGCUGGCCCAGCUGAAGGGCCUGAUGGAGAGCCAGGUGAUGGUGCCUGAAGGACAGGAGGAGCUGACGGAGCAGCUCAACCUCAGCCCUGAGGAGAUCUUCAACCUGCUAGACCUCAACCAGGACGGACAGCUACAACUCCAGGAGAUAUUGACACAUUCACGAGUGAGGGAUGGGAUCUGGCUGACACCAGAGAAUCUGAAAGAGAUCUAUGCUGGACUGAAGGCUGACCCUGACGGUAACGGCUUGCUGAGCCUGGAGGAGUUCAGGCGUCUGGGCAGUGAUGCGUUCCAGCGUUUCUUGCAGCAGCGCGGGGUGAAGAGCAGCCAGCUGGUCAGGAACAGCAGACACACCUGGCUGUACCAGGGACAGGGGGCACACCAGGUUCUCCGAGACCUCAAGAAGAGGGUGGCCCGUCUGACCCGGCUGCCCUCUGCGUUGGUGGACCUGAGUGAGCCCCUCCAGGUGGUACGUUAUGAGCAGGGGGGCCACUACCACGCCCACCACGACAGCGGCCCUGUCUACCCUGAGACCGCCUGCACGCACACGCGCCUCGCUGCCAACACCUCCACACCCUUCGAGACCUCCUGCAGGUACAUCACCGUUCUCUUCUACCUGAACUCUGUUGAGGGGGGCGGGGAGACCGCGUUCCCUGUGGCAGACAACAGGACCUAUGAGGAAGUGUCUCUGAUCCAGAACAAUGUGGAUCUAAUGGACACUAGGAAGAACUGUAAUAGGAGCAACCUGAGGGUAAAGCCUACUAAAGGGACAGCCGUGUUCUGGUACAACUACCUUUCUGACGGACAAGGCUGGGUGGGGGAGCAGGAUGAGUAUUCUCUGCACGGCGGCUGUGUGGUCACCCGCGGCACUAAGUGGGUGGCCAAUAACUGGAUCAACAUCGACCCAGACUACCAGCGCCAGGCUCGCUACCAGCAGCUGGUGUCACAGCAAGGGGAAGAGGACGAGGGGGAAUAUGAGGGGGAGGGGGAGCAGCCUCAGUCUCAGCCCAGCCCUGAACAACUGCAAACUGCUGACUCCCAUCAGGAACUGUAGCUGUACUGCUGUAGCCUAGAAACCGAAAAACAAUGACCUCCCCUUAGGUCCACUAAUUACACUAGUUCCAAUCUCAGAAGAGUUAUGGGUGGUUCAGACAUUGUAGUUAGUGGGCCUAGACUUCCCCCACCCCUCUUCAGCCUAAAGCUACCACAAAGAUACCUCACUACCCACCUCCCCAACCUAACUUGACUCUGCCAUGCUGUGCACAACCUCCCAUGACGACACCUCUGCGGCCAGUACAUAGAGAGAUAUUUGAUAUUCAGGGACUGUGGUCACUUUGGAUUUAUGCAACUGAGAAGGGGUCUAAUGUUGUUGUUCAGAUGUCCUUGUUUGUUCACUAUUAGUUGUGUUUCCUCAGCUGAAUUUAUGCAUACUUCCAAACUUUGUUUACGUUAUAUACUUAUGCACAAUUUUACCUUCUGUGUGUCACAAAGCAUUAGUGUUAUAUUUUUUUGUGAGUGAGACUGGCGCUCUGAUACACACAUUGCGGAGGGGGGGGUUGACUAUGCUACUACUUGCAUGUACGUACCUUCAUAUGAGCUGUUAGGCUAGACUUUAUACAGGUUUUUAGUGUGUCAUGAUAGCCAUAGACGACUUUAUAGACUGUGUCAGCUGUAAUCCUCGUUUUUAUUUUUAGCUUGACGAUGUCUGUCAUCACCCAAAGACCUCCCCAUCCAUGUGACGAAGCAUGUUAACUGUUAUUUAAGUAUUGCACAAAUUUACUUCAUUAUUUUAUUUGUUAGUUUGUUUAUUUAUUCUACAUUCUUUAUGUAUAUACAGUACCAGUCAAAAGUUUUGACACACCUACUCAUUCAAAGGUUUUUCUUUAUUUUUGCUAUUUUCUACAUUGUAGAAUAAUAGUGAAUACAUCAAAACGAGGAAAUAACACAAAUAGAAUCAUGUAGUAACCAAAAAAGUGUUAAACAAAUCAAAAUAUAUUUUUAAUUCUUCAAAGUAGCCACCCUUUGCCUUGAUGACAGCUUUGCACACUCUUGGCAUUCUCUCAACCAGCUUCGUGAGGUAGUCACCUGGAAUGCAUUUCAAUUAGUUGUGUUACGACAAGGUAGGGGUGGUAUACAGAAGAUAGCCCUAUUUGGUAAAAUACCAAGUCCAUAUUAUGGCAAGAACAGCUCAAAGAAGCAAAGAGAAACAAUCUAUAAUUAUUUUAAGACAUGAAGGUCAGUCAACACGGAACAUUUCAAGAACUUUGAAAGUUUCUUUAAGUGCAGUCCAAAAAAUCAUCAACACUAUGAUGAAACUGGCUCUCAUGAGGACUGCCACAGGAAAGGAAGACCCAGUGUUUCCUAUGCUGCAUAUGAUAAGUUCAUUAGAGUUACCAGCCUCAGAAAUUACAGCCCAAAUAAAUGCUUCACAGAGUUCAAGUAUCAGACACAUCUCAACAUCAACUUUUCAGAGGAGACUGUGUAAAUUAGGCCCCCAUGGUUGAAUUGUUGCAAAGAAACCACUACUAAAGGACACCAAUAAGAAGAAGAGACUUGCUUGGGCCAAGAAACACGAGCAAUGGACAUUAGACUGGUGGAAAUCUGUCCUUUGGUCUGAUUAGUCCAAAUUUGCGAUUUUUGGUUACAACUGCCGUGUCUUUGUGAGAUGCAGAGUAGGUGAACGGACCUCUGCGUGUGUGGUUCCCACUUGAAGCAUAGAGGAGGAGGUAUGAUGGUGUGGGGGUGCUUUGCUGGUGACACUGUCAGAUUUAUUUAGAAUUCAAGGCACACUUAACCAGCCUGGCUACCACAGCAUUCUGCAGUGAUACAGUACGCCAUCCCAUCUGGUUUGUGCUUAGUGGGACUAUCAUUUGUUUUUCAACAGGGUAUUGAACCAACACACCUCCAGGCUGUGUAAGGGCUAUUUGACCAAGAAGGAGAGUGAUGGGGUGCUGCACCAGAUGAUCUGGCCUCCACAAUCGCCCGAACACAACCCAAUUGAGAUGGUUAGGGAUGAGUUGGACCGCAGAGUGAAGGAAAGCAGCCAACAAGUGCCCAGCAUAUGUGGGAACUCCUUUAAGAUUGUUGGAAAAGCAUUCCAGGUGAAGCUGGUUGAGAGAAUGCCAGGACUGUGCAAAGCUGUCAUCAAGGCAAAGGGUGGCUACUUUGAAGAAACUAAAAUUUCAAAUAUAUUUGGAUUUGUUUUAACACUUUUUGGUUACUACAUGAUUCCUUAUGUGUUAUUUCAUAGUUCUGAUGCCUUCACUAUUAUUCUACAAUGUAGAAAAUAGUAAAAUAAAAUAAAAACCUUGAAUGAGUAGGUGUGUCCAAACUUUUGACUGGUACUGUAUAUAUGUAUUUUUGUGUCACUUGCAUCCAUUACUUCUCAUCCUACUACAGGUAUUGAAUUUCUAUUGAUUUGAAGUAUUAUUUAUUACUUAUUUAUUCCAAAUGUUUCACUUUCCACGUUGUGUUGUUCACCUUGUUUGAUGUUUGUUUCAAAAUGCACUGAAUCACUUUCCUCUGCUCCAAAUAAAGUUUACUUUAGAUUUUGAA